Messenger RNA from Hypoxylon fragiforme, 1163 nucleotides. RefSeq lists its product as uncharacterized. Bases 459 to 938 code for a protein of 159 amino acids. The transcript has 2 exons. The record is from RefSeq and is a predicted model, not a curated record. NCBI's taxonomy places the organism in Eukaryota, Fungi, Ascomycota, Sordariomycetes, Xylariales, Hypoxylaceae.
CUAGUAGUACGUACCUAGUAGUUAGUAGUCCGAUCAUUUAAAAGAAUCGAUUAUCCCCCCUUCUUCUUUUUUCUUCUUCACUGCCAAGAUAAGGGCACACCGCAUCAGCUAGAUAUCCACGAUUCAGGUUUUUCUUACUUGCAACCAGCCACUUACGUUAUACUCUCUCACACCAGUUCACUUUAAUGACAACUAGCUCUUGGCUCAACUGGAUAACCUAACUAAUAGUUUCCAUGUACCUACCUGGCAGCCCUAGUAAGAGAUGCCCCUCAUCCCCACGCGUUAGCAAGCGACUAUCAAAGAAUAAUGAAAUCAUUGAAGUGGUGAAUAUCCUCUUUUUUCCUGUAUGAAAUCAGAUCACGAUGUCUUCAUCGACAAAGGUUCAUCUUUUCCCAAUUCACACAAUUAAAUACUGGCAACGGCCGCUAUAUUAGUUGGGGACUUUUUUGCCUGAUCACAUGAAUCGCGAUUCGCCCUCGCUCCGAUUGUCCCAUGGGGUCGGUACAGCAAACUUGUCUCGGAGAUUCGCUCCGACCCGGAGCCGCGCGCCAUGUGCUCAGGAACAUCACAUCCGGAUACUACUCACAGUAGCUGAUAAAUAUCCCGAGUCAUGCAACAUAGUUACAUUGCAGCCUCGCGAACACGCCAUCGUCUUGUCUUGUCCACGUUUCUCCAAGCGGACAGGUUGUGUUGAACUCAUUCACGAACUUAACUUCCGCGUUACGAAUAUGCAGCAAGAGCAUCAAUGCGAAUUUGGCCAUUAUGAUUUCGUGCGCAAAUCAAGAAGCCUUGAUUUUACAAAGGUGAUUCUUCUCUUCUUCCGCAUUCUCUGCUUGGUCUUAUAUUGCACGGCGUGCCAGUAUUGGCACAGAACAGCACGUGUGACGCAUAGAUUAUCAUCUGUCUAUCUAGGCAAUUGGUCUUUUUCAUUUUCUUGAAUCUACAGUCUUCACGUCGCGCAGAUGCACUUCAUUGGUAUGCAUUAAUCAACCCAUAAGCAUAGCACGCAUGAUCAGAAUCCUGGGAACUAGGUAGCUACCCAAGACAUAUUCUACGAAUUAAAUUCCAUGGCAUUACCAGCUCAGCCUCAUUUCAGCGUAAUUGUAAAAUCAUGCUAUCUAAAGGAGUUUUCAGCUCUUCUUAAUUUGAUAUCAAAAUGCUCC